UGGGGCGCCCGAAGCCGGCUCCGCGGGAAAGGCCGCCAGGAGCCCGCCGCAGCGUGAGGCGCGCGUGAGGCGCGUGGGGUGCGUGAGGCGCGCGUGAGGCGCGUGGGGUGCGUGAGGCGCGGGGCGCGCGCGCCCGGCUGACGUGGCGGCUGGAACGCCGUGCGCGCGACACAGUACGCCGGAGCCCAGAGAGCGCUCUCGAAGGAUGGCACCCUCAGCGCCACGGCCUCGGCGGAUCCCCUGGGAGGAUCCUCGAAGAUGCCGUCCGGGGCCGGAAGUGGACCUCAAGUCCUUCUUGGCUUCCCGCCGCCUGGGGGCCCUGGCUGCGGGAAACGGAGACAAGUUUUCUCUCUGUGCUAUGGGAGAUGUCAAAGAAUCAGGAAUGCAGAUAACACCGGAAACUCCAGGAAGGGUCCCAGUUCUGAAUCCUUUUGAAAGUCCUGGUGAUUAUUCUAAUCUCCAUGAACAAACUCUCUCCAGUCCUUCUGUUUUUAAAUCAAGGAAAUUACCAACUCCAGGGAAAUUUAGGUGGUCUAUUGAUCAACUAGCUGUAAUAAAUCCUGUAGAAAUAGACCCAGAAGACAUUCAUCGUCAAGCUUUAUACUUAAGUCAUUCUCGAAUAGAUAAAGAUGUGGAAGACAAAAGACAAAAAGCCAUUGAAGAGUUUUUCACAAAAGAUGUCAUUGUACCCUCUCCUUGGACGGAUCAUGAAGGGAAACAGCUUUCAGAAUAUCAUUCCAGUAAAUGUAUUAACAUAACUAGUGACUCUCCAACUGGUAGAAAGCUGACCAUCCAUUCUGAGAAAAGCAACGCUGCUUGUCAGACAUUGCUGUCUCUUCCUGUGGAUUUUAAUUUAGAAAAUGUAUUAGGUGAUUAUUUUAGAGCUGAUGAAUUUUCAGAUCAGUCUCCUGGAAACCUGAGUUCUUCAUCCCUCAGAAGAAAGCUAUUUUUAGAUGGCAAUGGAAGUAUUUCUGACUCCUUACCUCCAGCUUCUCCCAGAAGUCCUUGCAGUGGUGCUCAAGCCUCACUUGAGGUUUUUUAUUCGAUAGAUUUAUCUCCUGUACGGUGUAGGAGCGCUGUGCAGACACCAAGUUCGGGGCAGUUUUCUUCCAGCCCUAUUCAGGGCAGUGCAAAAAAAUACAGCUUGGGAAGUAUAACCAGCCCUUCACCUCUUUCUUCACCCACUUUCUCACCGAUCGCAUUUCAAAUAGGAAAGACUCCACUCCCGGAACAAAGGAAGUUUACUUUUCAUUCUCCUGAUAAUUCGUCUGGAACAACAAAUUCUAAUGGAAUUACUAAUCCAUGUAUCAGAAGUCCUUAUAUAGAUGGCUGCUCACCAAUUAAGAACUGGUCUCCUAUGAGACUUGAGAUGUGUACGGGUGGUACUCCGUACCGGACCUCACUGAUUCGGAUACCUUUUGCUCUCGAGGCUCACAGUGAAGAUGAAGAAGAUCAGGUGAAUCUUCCUCCUACAGAUGCCUCGUCACCAGCCAUGGACACUGGUGGACUACACCUGCAGCAGUUGAAUAGUGACGCUUCUCCACAUGGCACACAUUUAGUAGUGACUGCCAUGUCGAUUACACAGAAUCAGUCCAGCACUUCUGAGAAAGAAUUAGCACUGUUGCAGGAUGUUGAAAGUGAGAAGGAGAACAACACUGUGGAUAUGGUUGAUCCUAUAGAAAUAGCAGAUGAGAACACUUGGAUUAAGGAGCCGGUUGAUAAUGGGAGUUUGCCCAUGACUGAUUUUGUGAGUGGGAUUGCCUUCAGUAUUGAAAACUCUCAUAUAUGCAUGUCACCUCUUGCAGAAAGCAGUGUCAUUCCUUGUGAAAGCAGUAACAUUCAGAUGGAUAGUGGCUAUAAUACACAGAAUUGUGGAAGCAAUAUUAUGGAUACAGUUGGAGCAGAUAGUGAUGCACAAACCUUAGAGGUUGAGAAUAAAUCUCAAGUUUUUAAUACAAAGGAAGAACAUGUAACACAGAGGUGUUGAAUGAAAACAGCCAAUCCUCCUCGAGGCAGAAGCCCAUACCUCUCCGAACCAAAGACCAUCGUUCAGUGGCUCCUCACAUAUUUUUUACACACAGGAUCAAC
This is a messenger RNA of Nyctereutes procyonoides (raccoon dog), 2088 nucleotides long. It is a transcript of the gene BORA, whose product is annotated as BORA aurora kinase A activator. The record is from RefSeq and is a predicted model, not a curated record. Gene Ontology annotation, biological process: regulation of mitotic spindle organization; activation of protein kinase activity; regulation of mitotic nuclear division. Gene Ontology annotation, molecular function: protein kinase binding. The transcript has 12 exons. NCBI's taxonomy places the organism in Eukaryota, Metazoa, Chordata, Mammalia, Carnivora, Canidae. Gene Ontology annotation, cellular component: cytoplasm; nucleus. The coding region runs from base 206 to 1987 and encodes 593 amino acids.